This is a messenger RNA of Ficedula albicollis (Collared flycatcher), 1550 nucleotides long. RefSeq names its product jumonji domain containing 7 (gene JMJD7). The record is from RefSeq and is a predicted model, not a curated record. The transcript is spliced from 8 exons. Gene Ontology annotation, molecular function: 2-oxoglutarate-dependent dioxygenase activity. NCBI's taxonomy places the organism in Eukaryota, Metazoa, Chordata, Aves, Passeriformes, Muscicapidae. Bases 13 to 966 code for a protein of 317 amino acids.
GCCGGGCCGCGCAUGGCGGAGGGCGCGGCGCUGCGGGCCGUGAGGGGCUGCCUGGCCGCCUUCCCCGGGGAGGCCCGCGAGCUGGGCUGGCCGGAGUCCAUACCCUAUCUUGACCGGCCUCCGUCCCCGCUGGAGUUUUAUCGGGAGUGGGUGAGUCCGAAUAAACCCUGUAUAAUUCGCAACGCCAUCAACCACUGGCCGGCUCUGAAGAAAUGGAGCUCAGCGUACCUCAGGGAGGUGGUAGGUCCCAAGGUGGUGAGUGUGGCAGUGACACCAAAUGGUUAUGCAGAUGCAGUGUUUCAGGACCGUUUUGUCAUGCCAGAGGAGCGCCAAAUGCCUUUCAUGGACUUUCUGGACAUUGUGGAGAAGAAAGUGGCCUCUCCCAACGUAUUCUAUGUGCAGAAGCAGUGUUCAAACCUCACUGAGGAGUUUCCUGAACUUGUCUGUGAUGUGCAGCCUGACAUACCAUGGAUGAGUGAGGCACUGGGGAAGAAGCCUGAUGCUGUGAAUUUCUGGCUUGGGGAGUCAGCUGCUGUGACAUCUUUACAUAAAGACCAUUAUGAGAACUUGUACUGUGUGAUAUCUGGAGAGAAAUAUUUUCUACUGCAUCCACCAAGUGACCGUCCCUUCAUCCCAUAUGAGCUCUAUCAGCCAGCAACCUACCACGUAUCAGAAGAUGGUUCAUUUGAAAUUGUGGAUGAGAAGACUGCAGAGAAGGUGCCUUGGAUCCCUCUGGACCCCUUGAACCCAGAUCUAGAACUGUACCCAGAGUAUGCUCAGGCAAAACCUUUGCAGUGUACAGUGAAAGCUGGUGAGAUGUUAUAUCUGCCUUCUCUCUGGUUCCACCACGUUCAGCAAUCACAUGGCUGUAUUGCAGUGAAUUAUUGGUAUGACAUGGAAUAUGACAUUAAGUACAGCUAUUAUCAACUACUAGACUGUCUCACAAAAACAGUGAAAAUGCUAUAGCAAAGGUGGGAGGCUCAAGCUUGUGAUCAAUCAUCAGCAUCUGUGACUGGAGUACAAACAUGAUUCCCCCACAAAGAACUGAACAUUAAAUUAUGGUCAACAAUGUCUGCUGAACACAUCGUGGCUAUUUUUCUUGGUUUCAGAAUCCAGACCAAUUGGUCAGAUUUUUUGACUUGUAAGUAGAACUUUGAACAGGAAUUUUAGGCCUUUGCAUGUUACCUCGGGGGAGCAAAAUAGAAUGUGAAGGAAGACAAUCCAAGUUUUGAAAAUCCCUGAACGGAAGCCCUGACUGUUCAGAUCUACAGAUUGUUUUCAUAACAACCCAAGUGGACGAGGAAGGAUCUGCUCUGUGCAUCAGGCUGCAACUGUCCAACGUGUGCAUUCUGCUUAAGGCAAAAAUCUGUCCUGUUGUAAUUCUCUUAAGUUCAGUGGCUGUGGUGUUUUGAUGGUGAGAAUCUACAACUUCUGCAAUAAAUAGGUCAGUUCAAAGCUUAUUUCUGUACUAAUUAAUUUUUUUUCCAAAGUAGACAAUGGCUGAAGGACAUCUAGGAAGACGUACAAAAGUCAGUGUUGGCUAUUUUCCA